Messenger RNA from Cordyceps fumosorosea ARSEF 2679, 921 nucleotides. RefSeq lists its product as hypothetical. Lineage: Eukaryota; Fungi; Ascomycota; Sordariomycetes; Hypocreales; Cordycipitaceae. Bases 1 to 921 code for a protein of 306 amino acids. The transcript is spliced from 6 exons. The record is from RefSeq and is a predicted model, not a curated record.
AUGCCGAGAGACACAACGCCACUCCUCGCCGCCGCCGGCAGUCUCCCUGGGUCCAACGUCUUACACGAUCAUCCCGCGUUUCUUCGAGCCAGCCACUCGCCAUGGGAGUGCAUUCCACAGACCUAUCUCGUCAGACUUCGCGCCCUUGUCCUUACCUUCCUCACCGGGUCUGGUAUCAUGGCAUUUUACUACAAAUUCACCGAGUUUCGUGAUCACCCGAUCUGGUAUCUCUUGUUCCACUUUGGCUCGCUGAGCUUUGUCCUCAGCCUCAUCUGGCACCUAAUCACAUUUGCCUGGACAUUUACCCACCUGUACUACCCGGAACUCGAGGGGCUUGACGGAGGCAUCGAAUCUUUAAUUGUUCGCGCCAUGUCUCUACCUUCGAAUAUGGGCAGUCCCCGGAAGCAAUUCCGUUUCACCAUGUUUUACUCGACAACGACGGUGUUUUCAUUUAUGAACGCCAUUGCAUAUUGGUUUGUGACACGGCAGCACAACCCAGAUGCCACAACUACUGACGGACCUUUCACGGAUCUGUUUGGCGUAGGCUGGUUUAAGGCCUUUGCUAUGUUUAGCUUGUAUACGACGCCGGCCCUUGUGAUGAUUAUCGAGACAAUGUUCUUCAACAGCAUCAAGCGACCACAGGCUCUUGGUGCUCAUUUCAUCGGACUGGUUGUUCUUUCUGGGCUGUACCUAGGCUGGGCAAGUCUUGGCGGCCACCUCACCGGUUGCUACCCAUUCUACUGGCUCAACCCCGACCAUGUUGGAUCAAAGGAGGCUGUCGCUGCAUACUGCAUCGGCUUCAUUGGACUUGCCCCACUGAUGUUUGUGCUGAAGCAGGGCUUUAUUGGUCUGCGCGAGGGCUUGACUAAUGCACCAGCGAGAAUGAGAGAGGUGGUUCGGGAGACGUUUGUGGACAACUAA